Molecule: messenger RNA, 3405 nt
Organism: Exophiala xenobiotica
Lineage: Eukaryota; Fungi; Ascomycota; Eurotiomycetes; Chaetothyriales; Herpotrichiellaceae
Exons: 2
Coding region: 1961-2680 (239 amino acids)
Source: RefSeq, a predicted model, not a curated record
UGGACAGGUACCUUCACGCGGUGCAGAGCGUGAGUAACCUAACUUGUCGUUAGGUGAAACCAAAUCCUGUCUUUAUAUAUGUAUUUGCUCGCAACGGCCGGUUUUGUUACGUUCGCAAUGGCUUGGUGGAGAGUAGUCAGGCCGUUCUUCGAUGGGCUAUCAUGGACGGUAGUGGCAGCAUUCCGGAGAUCUUGGGGUGUGGCCGUGGAGCAAUGCGCUUCUCUUGACACAGUUCACGCGUCGUUACAACCUUUUCCUUCUCCAGAGAUCGCACCCAUCUCAAAUGCACGACUUCUGCCUCGAAAGUGACGGCUAUUGAGAGAAGCAGUUCACUUCCUAACUGCUCUUCGCCACCAUCUGCACCGCUGCAAGCCGCUUUACCUCGACGCGGAGCAGUACUUUUGGCGAUGGAGGAAUGGUGAGCAUCGUACAAGUCACCGUGGCAUUUCAUCUCAGCAGGAACCAUGCGAAUACGAGCCGCUGGAGAGUCCCGACUUUCUCCAACAACAAGUACAGUAACUUAUCGUCAACCGGCUGCCUCGGAAUCAUACAAUAUGCGAGCUCUACACACCCUUGCUCAAGACUGUGUGCCACUACCUGGACAACGCAUCUGCGCCCUGCAGACAUCAGGGGUGGACAACUCCUCCCGGCAACGAUCGUCUUUGGAGCGUCUAUGGACUUUCCAUGCCUCACUGCAUAAGAAGACAACGCCUCCUGGUUUUGUGGGUUGCGAUUUGCCUACAGGAGUCUUUGAAGUUAUCCUUCCAUACAGCUCUCUCAGAAACCUUUGGGCCGCGAGGUGAUGCUUGUGUUUGACGUUUCCGAGACGACCUCGGUAGUGCACAUUUUCUCUGAUACUGUUCCUUCUCGUUUCCUAGAACGGCUCAGAUGCCCUGGCACACUAUGUUUACUUCUACCACCCAAGGAAUCUUCACAAAGCGUCAUUACCUGGUUGGAGAAGUUGACAGCGUGCAAAUCGCAAUUCAGCAACCCCCCGGCGGGAUUUGGUAUCUUAAACUUGUCACGAAGACGGCCUAUCGCGAUGUUAUACAAGCUGGAGUUAUGGUUGUUUUACACUUCAAGAAAUCGCCAAAAACAGCUUGCCGGCUGACGAGAGAUUCAAGGAGAAGCUCUAUGACAAAGUGAUGCGGCUGAUUUUAGCCGGCGACACUCGUUGGGGCACUCAUAACUACGCAACAGACAAUCGCACGACUUAGAAUGGAGAAUCGUCCAGUAGGACACAUUUUCUCUGAGCGGGUCCCGGUCCCUUUUUUGGACACGGCUAGAAACUCUUUUCAUUUAUAUCCAUAACUUGUUGAACGCAACUACAUAGCCGGUCAGUAUUUCAAGCCCUGAUGAGCCCUCUGAAGGUGGAUAGAUUCUGCAGACAAGUGCUCUAUUGGGGUUGCUGACAGUCAAAUCCCAUUUGUCAACAUCAAACGACCAGCAUCUAUCGCUCUCUUAAUAGAGAUCCAACCAUCGUUAACGCGACGGUCAUCUCCUCCUUAUGUGAACAUGGUUGUUCACGCCGCCCAGUAUACCGGGAAAGGAGUCUAGCAUGAACCGGUUUCUCCUCAUGGAGGGAGUUGCCGCAAUGCAGAUUCCUACUAUGGUCUGGCCCGCUUAUUCGCCAGAUUUCAAUCCCAUUGAGACGAUAUGGUCCUGGAUGAAGCUGUUAUCCAACGUGGAUUGGAAAUUGGUUUCUUCGAAUAUCAGUCGACGUUUCAUCAAAAGUUGGAUGCAUGGACGGACCGUCUACCGUUUAGCGUACGAAGUGGUCUUUUCUAGACGUAUCCCUCCACCCCCCUCAGCGACCGCAAGGUCGACCAUGACCUCUUGUCCCACGACCACAAACUGUGCACUUCCGAGGAAGCGGACAGAAGACCGGUGUUCUUUGGGAUAAAAUUUCUCCCAAGCGCGCAGAACCUUGACGGAUGAUCGCACCAGCCUCAACAGGGAAAUGGUAGAGCCGUACCGACAUUAUCCGAGGGACUCUCACGACAUUUGUCUAGAUCUCAUGGCACUACGAAUCCAACCAAGCGGGUCUGUACACCCGCCGAAAGGGUUACCGCCUUGGCGUGGGCUCGCGAGUAUGAGUCUGCUACCUGGGAUAGACGAGAGUCUUCCGAGCAAGCAGGCGUCGACCGAGUCUACACACCGCUUGUGCCUUGGGAAACUAGGGUCCAAUGUCCGUCCGCAGCUUAUCCUCAGCGCCACCGGCAUCGACAUUGGAUCCUUCGAGACCCAAAUCCUGACCUUUCUCGUACUUAUCGCUGGCCUCGCGUACGGUUAUCCAAAAUGCCUAGACUUCGUCAACACGAAGUUAAUGUGCCAUAUCACCUUGGAAGGCUCGGACGUCACCUCCGCCUCGGCUGUAAAAUUCAUCAGGCACAAGUUUGACAAAGCAAAGGGUCGUGACUUAACUGUCAGAUCGAUACGGAUGAGCGAAGACAACGACCCCAUCCCCACCAAGGACGGAUUUGCCGACUUAUCCAAAUUUCGAUGGAUGAGGCAGUACAUGCCGGGGUUGGGUCGCUACCGUGGGCACUGGGUCAGAUUGAGUCGGAGCACCACGGACACAAGGUUCGCCGAAGCCGUCAACUAUGCACCUCCAGGCUGGACGUCGGGCCACUACACUGAAUGCGAAGAAAGACACGACUAUGCUAAGCAUGGAUUAUAGAUAUAUAAACUAAAUAGCUUCGACAACAUCGAAGCUACGCACGGUUACGAACUCUCUUCUUUGCUCGAUGGUAUCUCGAUCUCACGUCCGAGCAACGUGACAUGAUCAUAGGGACCGACGAGAGACGGGUCACAAGCGGCCACCAUCGUAAAGUUCGUGUCACACGACGCGCUGGAGAGCAAUGGGAUGUCACAUGCCUCGUUGACCGCAUCCAACGUAGGAAAGGUUGGAUGUUCUGGGGGAAGUUUUUCGGGACAAGAAAAUUGCCAGGAAUCAUCUGGCAAAAGGCCUGGGGCAAAAUCUCUUCCGUCAGGUAUAUCCAACAUGUAUUUGAAGCAUUUGACGCAUGGCUAUCUUCAGAACCAGAUUCGGCGCAAUUGCGCCAAUCUCUGAUACUCCAGCAAGACAAUGCGCCUUCACAUACGUAGUAUUGCACGAAUCACUCGACAAUGGUUUCGAGAAAGGGCCAUCCACACCUUUAAAUGGCCUGCGAACUCCCCAGAUUUGAAUCCAAUCGAAUCCAUUUGGUGUCAAAUGAAGGAUGUCAUUCCGAAGCGAUAUCCAGAGUAUUUGCCCCAGCGACUCCUAGAGCAAGCAGUAUUGGACGUCUGGAAUGCUAUCUCUGAGCACAGUUUGCGCGCUCAAUUUUGGAGACGAUGCCACGACGUUACCGCGACGUUAUCGCAGCAAAUGGUGGACCCAUCGGAUGGUGAAGCAAUUGGCCC